AUGGAACCGUCAACAACAACUGCUAUUGAUUCUGGAAUCAACUCUGGGAUGAACUCUGGGGAUCCUUAUACGACGAUUCUACUUACUAGAUCCAUAAAACAAGAAGCAGACCAAAAUAAAGAUAGUUUAGAAAGAACUGUUAGUGAGCCUGAAGAAAUCUUCACCACAUCUGACAAGGAAAUAAAAAUAGAAAAAGAUUAUGUCGAUGCAUAUCAAUUUGCUUCAUCGGUUACUACUGACAGCCAUACUUCCGAAUUAAUUAAAAGUGUUUGUGAGCCUGAAGAUAUCUUCAACACAUCUGAUAAGGAAAUAAAAAUAGAAAAAGAUUAUGUUGAUGCAUAUCAAUUUGCUUCAUCGGUUACUACUGACAGCCAUACUUCCGAAUUAAUUAAAAGUGUUGGUGAGCCUGAAGAUAUCUUCAACACAUCUGAUAAGGAAAUAAAAAUAGAAAAAGAUUAUGUUGAUGCAUAUCAAUUAGAUUCAUCGGUUACUACUGACAACCAUCCAUCCAAAUCAAUUAGAACUGUAGAUUCGGAAAAUAGAUCAAAUUUCAAUGUGAAAAGUCACGUCUCAGUGUGCCAUAAUGGAAAAAAUAAAUGUUAUGAAUGUGAUAUUUGUAAAAAAGAGUAUAAAGCAUUAUCAGAUUUGGAAAAACAUAAAAUUAUACAUAGUGAAGAAAGGAAAUAUAAAUGCGAUGUCUGUGAUCAAAUGUUUAAAAAAUUAUAUCAUUUAAAGAACCAUAAAGUUAUUCAUAGCGAAGAAAGGGCAUAUAAAUGUGAUGUCUGUAAUGAAACGUUUAAACUAUCAUUCAAUUUAAAGAACCAUAAAGUUAUACAUAGUAAAGAAAGGCCAUAUGUAUGUUCUAUAUGUAAUAAAUCAUUUAAACGUUCAAAAAAUUUAAAAACACAUGUUAUGAUACAUGCCAGAGUUAUUCCAUAUAGAUGUAAUGUAUGUAAUAAAACGUUUAGAAAUGCCUCAAGUUUCUCAAGACAUAGAGUUGUAAAUUGUGAAAAAAAGUUAUAUAAAUGUGAUGCAUGUGAUAAAACGUUUAGAUAUGCCUCAAGUUUCUCAAGACAUAUAGUUGUAAAUUGUGAAAAAAAGUUAUAUAAAUGUGAUGCAUGUGAUAAAACAUUUAGAUAUGCCUCAAGUUUCUCAAAACAUAAAGUUUUACAUAGUGAAGAAAGGCAAUAUAAAUGUGAUGCAUGUGAUAAAACGUUUAAACGUCCAGCAUAUUUAAAACAACAUCAAAAUAGCAUGUUCCAUAUCAAAAAAAGGACAUAA
This is a messenger RNA of Metopolophium dirhodum (rose-grain aphid), 1281 nucleotides long. RefSeq names its product zinc finger protein 493-like. NCBI's taxonomy places the organism in Eukaryota, Metazoa, Arthropoda, Insecta, Hemiptera, Aphididae. The transcript is spliced from 3 exons. The record is from RefSeq and is a predicted model, not a curated record. Gene Ontology annotation, cellular component: nucleus. Bases 1 to 1281 code for a protein of 426 amino acids.